Messenger RNA from Scleropages formosus (Asian bonytongue), 2034 nucleotides. Its product is annotated as cyclin-dependent kinase inhibitor 1B-like. The record is from RefSeq and is a predicted model, not a curated record. Gene Ontology annotation, cellular component: nucleus; cytoplasm. Lineage: Eukaryota; Metazoa; Chordata; Actinopteri; Osteoglossiformes; Osteoglossidae. The transcript is spliced from 3 exons. The coding region runs from base 337 to 918 and encodes 193 amino acids. Gene Ontology annotation, molecular function: cyclin-dependent protein serine/threonine kinase inhibitor activity; protein-folding chaperone binding. Gene Ontology annotation, biological process: negative regulation of cell population proliferation; negative regulation of mitotic cell cycle; negative regulation of cyclin-dependent protein serine/threonine kinase activity.
CCGUCUCCGUUUAAAUAGCCCUGGUUGUCAAUCAGCCUCCCUCAGCCUGCCUCCCUUCCAUCGCCAUAUUGGGACCUGAAAAGGCUCGUCUGUUUUGCUCCUCUACAGCUCCGGGAUCAGAAUUGACGAGGCGCUUUUCGCGACCGCACCGCAGUUUCGAUGAGCUGCGGACAUCGCCGCCGGCGCAGCUAAGUUGGCGCACAGCAUGCCCGCCCUGGCGCCCGCUCUGGAUCGUGCCUGAACUCGGGGGAUCUACGACGUGCCUUCAGAAUCGUCUGACCGCUCCGUUUCUUCUUCUUCUCCUCUCUGUGUGUGUGUGUCCUGCAUACGGGGAAAAUGUCAAACGUGCGACUGUCGAAUGGCAGCCCUCCGCUGGAGAGGAUGGAUGCGCGACUGUCGGAGAUCUCCAAACCCGCUACCUGCCGGGUGCUGUUCGGGGUGCCGGACCGCCAAGAGUUACAGAGGGAGUUCAGGGGACAUCUGCGGGAUAUGGAAGAGACGUCCCGCGCCAAAUGGAACUUUGAAUUCGCGGCACAUAAGCCGCUCCCACCCGGGCGGUACGAAUGGAAAGCCGUGGAUGCUAAAGAUGUGCCAGGCUUCUACAGCAGACCGCACCGAACGCCCGAUGGCACCGUGGAUCUAAACGGAAACCACAGCUGUGCGGUGGUGGGGGGGUCCUCCGGUGCGGAGACCCCCGGGUACAGGCGCUCUGACGGGAGAACGGAGGGCUCGGAGAGUCCGGGGUUCAACAGGGACCAGUCCGCGGUGCAGAGGAAAAGAGCAGCGAGCGACGAGUCCUCGUGUCAGAAUAAAAGGUCCAAAACGGGUUCGGAUGAAGGCAGCAGUCAGUCGAACUCGGAUCGCUCCAGUCCGACCGAACACACACCCAGGAAACGCAGUCCAAAAGAAGCGCAGUGAACUCUGAGAGCUGAAGGUGUGAACCACGUUUGUCAUACUUCAGUGCUUGAGGAGGUGAAGCGAAAAGAGGAAGGAAGGAACGAACGAACGAACGAACGAACGAACUCAGACGCGCGCGCCCGCGAGAGCCCUCCCGGGGACGACGGGGGACACGCGCGUGCACGCAAGCACUGAACACAAACACUAAUGUCUGGCACUCGGAAAGUAACUGCCUCGAUAGCAGUAAAUGUAGCAGUGUGCAAUUAGGUUCUGCUCCUUUUUUGCUCCUUUUUUUUUUUUUUUUUUUGUUACUACCUGUGUAUAUAUUUUCUUUACAUAUGUAGCACAUAAACAUUUUUAUCAUUAAGGUUUCUUUUCCUUUAAACAAAACGGUGUGAAAUAAAUUUGACUUGAAGAGUUGCAGUGUAGUUCUCCAAAGGGGGAGGGGGGGGGGGGUGUUUUCCAGGGUGUGGAAUCCUCUUCUUGAUUGUCAUCUGCAUGAAUGAUGAAAACGAUGCAAAUAAAUGUGCAGGUCAGGGGUGUGGAAUGUUCCCGGCUAAAAGUUGUGUUGGUUGUUCAAGUGAAGUACUUUUACACUUAAAUCUUUUUUUUUUUUUUUUUUUUCCUCUUUCUUAAGGCCAAUCAAAGGAGAGGGAAAAAAAGAAGUAAUUAGCCUUGAGACUGACUCGUGUUCAUUGAAACCUAAGGUAAUUAGGCCAGCAAUGUGUAUUUAUGAGAAACUCACUCAAAUACAUCUAUGAUUUUGAUUGUUUUGCUUGAUAAGGCAUUUUAGCUUGUUUAAAAAAAGAAAUUGAAGCAUAGUCCCCCCCCCAAAUCCAAUCAUUGGCACCUUACAAAAAAUUCAAGGGGUUACGAUUUCUUUAGGGGAGAAAAUAAGAGCAUGAAGUUGAAAAAUUAGUAUUUUGAUACUCAGUUUGGUUUUUUGGGAGUUGGUUGUUGUAACUAUUAUUAAUUCUUCCAAAUUUUUAGUUUUCAUAUUUAUUUGCUAUUAAAGGCAGAUUAUUCUCUUAUUUAAUUGAAGUUAAAGCAUAUGGUCAGAAUUUACAGUAUUAAUUGUACAUCAGCCAAUGGUUUGCUGUCAAAAAAUGUCUAUUUAUACUUAAUGUUAAAAUUAAA